AUGCGCUUCAGGUCUCUCCUCCUCCUUGUCGUCUCCUUUUUCCUUCUCUACAGCGUCAUAGUGGGGCUACUCAAAUACCAGGCGGUUGACAGCCGCUCGGGGCUCAAGGUGGCCUACCUCAUCCUCGUGCACUCCGACGAGUCCGUGCUGGCCUCGCAGCGCCUGCUGCCGGCCAUAUGGCGCCCUGACUUCUUCUACCUCUACGUCGUGGACCAGAGCACGGACGAGCUCGGGCGGCUCAGGCUCGACGAGUUCCUGGGCUCGCCCGCCGCCGUCUUCCACGGCAGCGCCAACGUGCGGGCCAUGACCACCAACGUGCUCUCGGGGUGGGGCACGCUGGGGCUCGUGCAGAACGAGCUUGACGGACUGCAGGAGCUGCUGGGCCUCGGCAAGUGGGACUACGCGAUCAACUUGUCGGGCGACACGUACCCUCUCGUGGGACAGGCGGAGCUGGCCGAGCGGUUGGCCCACUGGCGCGGGGCCAACUUCGUGACCGACCCCGGCACAAGGCCGCAGAGGGCCAACGAGGUGCCCGAAUUGAAGCUCGCGCGACUGGCCAACGUCACUUGGCCUACGGGGGUCGCCGAGCCUGACCAAUACGGGUCCCAGUGGUUUAUCCUCACCCGCGAGUUUGUGGAGUACACACUCUCUUCUGCCCGGGCCCGCAAUGUGCUGCUGGCCAUGGGCAGCGGCAAGGCAGACGUUGCCGACGAGUCGUUCUUCCAGAUCGUGCUCAUGAACAGCCCCUUCAACAGCACCGUGGGGUACCAAAGGGACCUCCAAGUGAUGGUGGAGUCAGAUUGCGUCUUUGCCCGCAAGCUGCACCCAGAGGUGUCACAAGACUUUGCAGUGGGGCACCAACAUUAA
Molecule: messenger RNA, 867 nt
Organism: Acanthamoeba castellanii str. Neff
Lineage: Eukaryota; Discosea; Longamoebia; Acanthamoebidae
Product: xylosyltransferase I, putative
Exons: 5
Coding region: 1-867 (288 amino acids)
Biological process (GO): chondroitin sulfate proteoglycan biosynthetic process; heparan sulfate proteoglycan biosynthetic process
Cellular component (GO): membrane
Molecular function (GO): protein xylosyltransferase activity
Source: RefSeq, a predicted model, not a curated record